AUCACACACACAUACACACCCAUCGACUCGACGUCAACGUCUGCACGCGUGACGACGACGGCGACGACCACAAAUCACGCAACGACGACCGCGACGACCCCCCUCCACGACGCGUGCAACCACCCACCUCCCCACCUCCCCAUCCCACUUGCUUGGCAAGGACACGAAACACGCUCCACCUUCCCAAACUGCACAUUGUUGGGCUCUGGAAGCAGACCACUCGACCAAACUGUUUACGACACGUUAAGGAUCAUCCUUUCUCUGUUUGGCCUAGCUCGCCUUCCCGACACCACCUCACUUCUCCCUCUCCCCAACGCAUAGGACACCGCCAUGGCGGCUGCAGUCCACAUUGCGCCGCAGAUGGGCGGGAUGGGCACUCACGCAAUAGGAGGCGGCCCAGGACAAGCACAGUACGGCGCAUACCAGAGCGGCGGCCUAUCAGUCCUCGAAGACUCGGACGACGGGGAUCACGAGAGAAUUGAUGAAGACAUGGAAGCGUACUAUGCCCAACACGACUACCAACAGCAUGUCCAUCAGCAUCAAAUGAUGCAGUCUCGAGGAAUGCAGUACCACGACGACGACGACGACGACAUGGACGACGAGGAUGUCGAGGACGAGGACAUGUACAGCGAGACGUCCGAGGAGAGUGUCCUUCCCGACGAGAACAUCGACUUUGGUCUCAUCUACGCACUGCAUACCUUCCUCGCCACCGUGGAAGGCCAAGCCUCUGUUGUCAAGGGCGACUCUCUAUUGUUACUCGACGAUGCCAACUCGUACUGGUGGCUCGUGCGCGUGCUCAAAACAGAGGACGUUGGUUACAUCCCAGCCGAGAACGUCGAAACGCCUUACGAGCGACUGGCGCGUCUGAACAAGCAUCGCAACAUUGACAUUGCGGCUGCGACAAGCGAAGACAAGGCCGCCCUACCCGAUGUACCGGUCAAGGAGAGCAAGUUGAAGAGCUUAAUAGGGUGGAAGCGGAGCCCACAAUUACAGGAGACCUCCUUUGACGACGACGACGACCCAGAGACACGUGCCAACCGCCGUGUAGUGUUCGCGCCGCCAACGUUCUUCGAGCACCCGGGCGUUACGUGGAGCGACGAUGAGGAGGACGAGGAGGAUGAUGACGAUACGCACAUCAUCGACGGCGGCGAGCCCGCAUCAUCAUCCCACGAGGUCGACGACGAGGACGUUCACGACCAGAUCAACGUUGACCACGAGCUCGGCUUCGAAGUAGAGCCCGAUGACGGGGUCGAGUGGGCCCAGGACGCGGUCGAGGCCCAGCGCAACGCUGCGCAGGUCACUGUCGUCGACACAUCAGCGCCUCUGGCGGUCCCCGCAGAGGUGGCUGCUGCUGCCGCUGCUAGCCCUACGGCCAGCAUGUCCGUCUUCGACACGAGCCUCGACGUGUCCUCGGAUGCUCACGGCUCGCUCGCUUCCGACAUGCCCUCUACGACUGAGACGGCGCAGUUUGGAACCGCCACCGUGGUCGCCGGCGUUGCUGGCGCGGCUGCCGGCGCUGCUGGUCUUGCCGCUCUUGGUUCGCAGCACCUCGGCCACACCAACGUCAACCAGCACCCGCCAGCUCCGGACCGCUCGCCAUCGCCGUCAGUAUCACACUCGGCUUUAUCCCGCACAAACCCCACACCUCCGCCGCACCGCGCGCCGUUCACCCCAUCACCCAUUGCCUCGGCCAGUCCCGAUUACAACCCGAACCAGUCGUUCACGGAGACGACCGAGACGCUGGCCAGCCCCUCGGCUGCUGCUCCAGCCUCGAGCGACCUCCACGCACCUUCCACCUCGGGACAGAUUGCGCCGUCGAGCACUGCUCCGUCCACGCCGCCUCGGUCAUCAUCACUGGGCCGUUCAGGCUCGCUCCAGUCGCCCCGCUCGUCCAACCUCACGUCGCCACCGCCGCUCCGGCCACCUCGCCGCGCCACGAUGCGGUACCAGGACGCGUUCGACAUUGCGCGUCUCAACACGAUUGUCCACGCUCGCGCCAAGGAGCUGAAGCGCACGACACCUGUGCCCAACCGCCGCGCUCCGCCGCAGAUGGACGCUGUCCAGCGCGUCUACUAUGGCGAAAAGGCCGAAAUGGACAACAUUCACCCCGACAUUCGCGCCUGCUUUGUGCAUGUCCUCGCCAAGAUGGACACCUUUGACCGAGAAAUUGACGAAAUCCUGGGCUCCCUAGUGCCCGCACACUAG
Molecule: messenger RNA, 2205 nt
Organism: Vanrija pseudolonga
Lineage: Eukaryota; Fungi; Basidiomycota; Tremellomycetes; Trichosporonales; Trichosporonaceae
Gene: tea4
Product: Tip elongation aberrant protein Tea4
Exons: 2
Coding region: 331-2205 (624 amino acids)
Biological process (GO): intracellular protein localization; establishment or maintenance of actin cytoskeleton polarity
Cellular component (GO): cell tip; microtubule cytoskeleton
Molecular function (GO): protein binding
Source: RefSeq, a predicted model, not a curated record